GAGGUUAACCUUUGCGUCAAAAUCAACGUCAGUCAGAUUUGUUUCGUAACAAUUUUCUCACCAAAAAAAGUUUUUUGAGAGGUAUCUCAAUUAAUAUUAAAAAUGAGUCUGGGAAGUUCGCUAUACAACUUGGUCUUCAAGAGGACCUCUACUUUUGCUUUGACUUGUGCAGUAUCUGUCCUCUUCUUUGAGAGAACCUUCGAUCUAGCUUCCGAAAAAAUCUUUGAUAAGGUUAAUGAAGGGAAAUUAUGGAAGGACAUUAAGCACCGAUAUGAAUGAACGAGUUGAGAUCUAUUAGCUUUAUAAAUGUAUAUAAUUCAUUAUUAUAGAUGAGUGAUUGUAGUGAA
This is a messenger RNA of Coccinella septempunctata (seven-spotted ladybird), 347 nucleotides long. Its product is annotated as cytochrome b-c1 complex subunit 9. The record is from RefSeq and is a predicted model, not a curated record. The coding region runs from base 103 to 279 and encodes 58 amino acids. Gene Ontology annotation, biological process: mitochondrial electron transport, ubiquinol to cytochrome c. Lineage: Eukaryota; Metazoa; Arthropoda; Insecta; Coleoptera; Coccinellidae. The transcript has 2 exons.